AUGUGGAAACAACUUGACUGUUGUCCUGUUCUGGCCAUCAACCUGUUGGCAAGAAGUGUGAUCUUGCUGUGCGGCACAAAGACGGACGGGGGAUCUAACGAUAGGUCGCGCGGAUCUGGGCGGAACAAGCUGGCUUUCUGGGCGAUACCGGGAGGCGAUCCGGGCGGCAACUGCCGCGCUGAUCUGGGCGGGGAUGGCCGGAUUACUGUCGGCAACAGGCGGCGAUCUGCGCGGCAACAGAAGGCGUUCGGUGCGGCGGGUCGGAACCAGACGAGGAAACCGGCCGGCCUCUUGAAGACACAUCCAGACGAGGAGACCGGGAAAGAAGCUGAGGACCUCCCGGAGUUCAACGCUGGUCUCUUAAAGGCUGACCUGGACGAGGAGACCGGCAAGGAGGCCGAGGACCUCCCGGAGUUCAACGUGUCGUACAAGCCGCAGAAGAUCUCCCCCAAGCUCCCCCACAGCGUGCGCGCGCUGCUGCACUCCAAGAUCCGCGACUCGUUCCACCACCCGCGGUUCAACACCGACGUGCUGCGCCCCAUGCAGAUCGACCCGCUCCUGGACCAGGAGGUCGUGAAUUUGUCUGGUGGGGAGCUGCAGCACGUGGCUAUUACCCUUUGUCUGGGAAACAUCGACCCCCUGCUCCACCAGGAGGUGGUGAAAAUCUCAGGAGGGGAGCUGCAGCGCGUGGCCAUCACGCUGUGCCUUGGCAAGGUAAGGAAGGGGUGCAUCAAGUCCCUCUUGGGAUUUUAA
Messenger RNA from Closterium sp. NIES-65, 753 nucleotides. The record is from the annotation of a GenBank genome assembly. NCBI's taxonomy places the organism in Eukaryota, Viridiplantae, Streptophyta, Zygnematophyceae, Desmidiales, Closteriaceae.